Mytilus californianus (California mussel) is the source of this 1474-nucleotide messenger RNA. Its product is annotated as probable G-protein coupled receptor tkr-1. The transcript is spliced from 2 exons. Gene Ontology annotation, molecular function: G protein-coupled receptor activity. The coding region runs from base 126 to 1358 and encodes 410 amino acids. Gene Ontology annotation, cellular component: membrane. Gene Ontology annotation, biological process: G protein-coupled receptor signaling pathway. Lineage: Eukaryota; Metazoa; Mollusca; Bivalvia; Mytilida; Mytilidae. The record is from RefSeq and is a predicted model, not a curated record.
AAUUUUGUGUCAAUUCUUCCUUGUACUUCGUGAAAUGAAUGGAACUGUGUAGAAAACUAUAGUAUUGAAAUAUUAUAUGUAAACUAUAAAGGAUAACAUCUAAGUGUUCAAACUUGAACUACUGGAUGGCUAAUGUUAUUGAUAGGAAUGAAGUUCUGAAGAAUAGAUAUUCCGAUAUUUUACUCAGUCACACAUUCUUAAUUCUCAUUGGAACAGUAAUAGGGGUGCUAGGAAAUGGUGCCACCAUUUUUGUGUACUCCUGUCGGAUUAAGGAACGAGGAGAACGCUAUUUCAUUCCUUUAUUAGCACUCGUGGAUCUUACUGCCUGUUUAACUAUUUCGACAAAUUAUGCUAUGAAUGGUUAUACAUAUUUUUACGAUUAUUCAAGUAACAUCGUUUGUUGUGUCACUACAUUCUUGCAGGUGUUUGCUUCCGGACUGUCGGCUCAUAUUCUCCUUAUCAUAAGUAUUCAAAGGUACCAUUUAGUAUGCAAACCGUUCGGUCCAAAGAUGACAUUGUUCCGGAAAAGAGUUUCGCUUGCUGUUGCAUGUUUAUUUACAUUGGUGUAUUCUUGUCCACUGUUAGGUUUAUCAGGAACGGUUACAACCGAAAACGUUCUUCUGAAUCAUACAAUUAAUACAACGACAUGUAGAUUGUCCACAGUAGACGCAAUACCAAUUACUAUCUACUUUGGAGUUUUUGCUCUGAUAAUAUUGUGUAAUCUUGUUCUCACCACAGUCCUUUGCAUACCAGUCUUCAAAAAGAUUAAAAUUACCUUUCUAGAUAAAUCAAAAAACCAACGUUUAGCCACUAAAAAGAAGCAAAACAUGUCCAGUCAAGAAGUUUUGGAAACAAGUUUGAAAAAGACAUAUGCAUCCGCUAUUGAGUUAAAUUCAGAUAUUAAAGAUACAGCUAAAAGUAAAUCAUCCGGAAAGAGUGAAUUCCGGAAUAUUGCCUCGAAUCUAGAACUCGCACAUGAUUCUCCCAUGUAUGCAGUGCAAUCUUCUAAGAACGAUAAUUCAAGAACUGAAUUAGAAGAAAACGAAAAAAGCUUAAAGGAGUCUUCCAAAUCAAGGAGUAGUUCAGUAAAAGCAAGAACAAGAACUAUGUUUUUCGUUAUAAUAUUUGUCUACGUUAUCUCUUAUAUUCCUACGGUUGUCUGUUUGAUACUUAGAUACACAAUUGAGAAUAUUAACGAAAUAACUUUUUCGAAGGGAGAAACAUUUGCUUGGUUUUAUAUAGGACGGUUAUUUAUUGUUAAUCACAUUGUAAAUCCUUUUAUUUAUUGUUAUUUUGAUGUGAAAUUGAAAAGGGAAUUAAGACAGUGGUGUACACACCAGUCAAAUGUACAGAAUUAAUAGUACUAGUUGUUUUGAGAUGAAAAACUCACAGAUACAUUAGAUUUACUUCAUUUUAAAUAUAUAUCAGUUUGUAUUGUCAAAAGAGAUGGUAGUGAUGACGACGAUUAUGAUGA